AUGAGCGCCCCUGACCGCAAUUCAAAUGUGACUGCUUUCUCCUCACUUGUGGAAGCUCGUUCCGACGAAAUAGUUGAUAAGAGAGGGAAGACAAAUUCAGUAGUAUGGAAGUGGUUCGGCUAUCGGACAUCGGAUAAACUUCAGGUUUCAGCGUGCUGCAAAAUGUUCCGGAGAGUGGUGCCGACUAGCAGCGGGAACACAUCAAAUCUGUUCCACCAUUUGAAGCAGUUCCACCCGAUAGAACAUUCUGAGAGUCAAAAGAUGAGGCACCAUAAAAGUUUAAGCCAACCUGAAACAAUACCACCAUCCUCAUCCCCAAAACCAGCUGUGUCAAUAGAGAAACCCAUGCAGCAAACACAGAUGGCUGCAUUCAUGCCUUAUGACAAACAGUCUAAACGUCAUAAAGACAUUACAAAGGCUGUUACAUACUUCUUGGCUAAGGACAUGAUGUCGUUUAGUACGGUGGAAAAUGUAGGAUUCAGGAAAAUGAUUUCAGUCAUAGACCCCAGAUACGAGCUCCCUGGGCGAAAAUAUUUUUCACGCACAGCUAUCCCUGCACUUUAUGGUGAAGUAAGGGAAAGGGUGGAGGAACAACUGAAGUCAGUGUCAUAUUUUGCGACCACAGCUGACCUGUGGUCAAGCCGAACCUCAGAACCAUACUUGAGCCUGACAGUCCACUUUAUUGACCAAGACUGGAAGCUCGUCAGCUUAUGCCUGCAGACGGUCUAUUUUCCUGAAGAUCACACGGGCGAAGCAAUUGCAGACGGACUUGCAGAUGCGCUCGCCUCCUGGGGACUCCGCGAGGACCGACAGGUCUGUAUCACCACAGAUAGUGGGACCAAUAUCAUCAAAGCCGCUGAGUUGAACAGAUGGACAAGACUACAAUGCUUCGGGCAUCGACUGAACUCUGCUAUUGAGAAAGUUAACCAAGACAAGCGGGUGGACAGAGCAAUUGGGAUCUGUAAAAAGGUGGUGGCUGCCUUCUCCUACUCCUGGAAGAAGAAACGGGACCUCGCAGCUGCUCAGGAGGAGUAUCACUUGCCAAAGCACAAGCUCAUCAGUGAAACACCAACAAGAUGGGGCUCCCGUCAACAAAUGGUGAAGAGGGUCCUGGAGCAGAAAAGGGCCAUCACUGAAGUCCUCUCAAAGGACAAGAAGACCAGACCACUGGUUCCUACCUGGCAAGAUGUGGAUGUUUUAGAGUCUAUAGAUGCAGCUCUAAGCCCACUCCUGGAAUUCACUGAUGCCUUGUCUGGUGAGUCCUAUGUCAGUGUAUCAUUUCUAAAACCAGUGAUGCAUCUCUUCAAUACCUCCAUCUUGAAGGAAGCAGCGGAUGACACCGCGCUCACCAGGACCAUAAAGACAACAGUGAUGGGAUACCUCAACCAAAAGUAUGAUGACCCAACCAUGGAUGAUCUACUUAACAUGGCAUGCCUCGUUGACCCAAGAUUCAAGCUUCAGUACACUCAGGAGGAGAAGAGAGAAUACAUCAAAGAGAAAGCUGUGUUGGAGAUGCUGAAGGGAGAGAGAUCUGUUGUGGUCAGGGAAGAGGAGUCCAGAGAAGAAGCCAUGGGAGACACUUCUGUACCAGCCAAGAAAACAAAGCGGUCUCUGGCUAGCUUUUUUCAAACGGGCCCACCACUACUACAAGCACAGAAGACUUGA
This is a messenger RNA of Xyrauchen texanus (razorback sucker), 1665 nucleotides long. RefSeq names its product E3 SUMO-protein ligase ZBED1-like. The record is from RefSeq and is a predicted model, not a curated record. The transcript has 2 exons. The coding region runs from base 1 to 1665 and encodes 554 amino acids. NCBI's taxonomy places the organism in Eukaryota, Metazoa, Chordata, Actinopteri, Cypriniformes, Catostomidae.